This is a messenger RNA of Perca flavescens (yellow perch), 1222 nucleotides long. It is a transcript of the gene cope, whose product is annotated as COPI coat complex subunit epsilon. Lineage: Eukaryota; Metazoa; Chordata; Actinopteri; Perciformes; Percidae. Gene Ontology annotation, biological process: intra-Golgi vesicle-mediated transport; retrograde vesicle-mediated transport, Golgi to endoplasmic reticulum; endoplasmic reticulum to Golgi vesicle-mediated transport. Gene Ontology annotation, molecular function: structural molecule activity; protein binding. The coding region runs from base 43 to 951 and encodes 302 amino acids. Gene Ontology annotation, cellular component: COPI vesicle coat. The record is from RefSeq and is a predicted model, not a curated record. The transcript has 10 exons.
UGACGUAUUUUUGCUACGUGUCAGGACGUUCUGUAAUCAAAGAUGGCGGCGCAGCAGGGUGAUGUUGAUGAACUCUUCGAUGUAAAAAAUGCCUAUUAUAUUGGCAGUUAUCAACAGUGUAUUAACGAGGCUCAGAAGGUGAAGCCAUCAGCACCGGAGAAGGAGACUGAAAGGGACAUGUUUUUGUACAGAGCAUACAUUGCCCAGAGAAAGUAUGCUGUGGUCCUGGAUGACAUCAAGGGCAACUCUCCACCAGAGCUUCAGGCUGUCAAGAUGUUGGCUGAGUAUCUGUCCAGUGAUAGCAAAAGGGAUGCUAUUGUUGCUGAUCUAGACCAGAAGAUGGCAAAGAGCGUGGAUGCUUCCAACACCACCUUCCUCCUCAUGGCUGCCUCCAUCUACUACCAUGAGAUGAACACUGAUGCUGCUCUCAGGACUCUGCACCAAGGAGAAAGCCUCGAGUGCAUGGCCAUGACCAUUCAGGUGUUGCUGAGUCUGGAUCGUGUUGACCUGGCAAGGAAAGAGCUGAAGAAGAUGCAGGAGCAGGAUGAGGAUGCUACUCUAACCCAGCUGGCCACAGCCUGGGUUAAUAUUGCAGUGGGUGGAGAGAAGCUGCAGGAUGCCUACUACAUUUUCCAGGAGAUGUCGGACAAGUACUCAUCUACACUGCUGCUCCUCAACGGGCAGGCGGCCUGUUACAUGGCUCAGAACAAGUGGGAGGAGGCUGAGGGAGUGCUGCAGGAGGCACUUGACAAGGAUAGCAGUCACCCUGAGACGUUGAUCAACCUCAUAGUGCUAACUCAGCACAUGGGCAAAGCUCCCGAGGUAACCAAUCGGUACCUCUCUCAGCUGAAAGAUGCGCACAGAGCCCAUCCAUUUCUCAAAGACUACUUAGCCAAGGAGAAUGAGUUUGACAGACUAGUGAUGCAGUAUGCUCCCAUCGCUACUGCAUAAGACGCCUGCUUUUACUGAGACACCUCAACAAUAGACUUUAGUAUAACACCAUAAAGUUAGCAAGUCUAACCUGCAUAACUGUAUUUGUUUUGAUAUUUCUACUAUUCUAUUUUCUAAACAAUUUCACUUUUGGCUGUAAUAUUUAAACCAGACCAGAUGUCCUAGAUGAAACAUGUCCAUUCUUUAUUAAUUAGACUUUCUCUUACGGAAAUCAUCAAAUCUGUUGUAAUGUAAGCAUUCCUUUGAAAUUAUAAUAAAUGUUUAAAACCUG